CGUUUUCUUGCUUUCUACUUUCCAUUCCUCCGCCACUUCUACAGAGAGAGAGAAAGAGAGAGAGAGAUGGGAAGCGACAGUGAAACGGAGAAAUCGCAGAAGGACAGAAAGAAGAUGCUGGCUCUCGCACCCAUAGCGAAACCACUGGCGGGGAAGAAGCUCUGCAAGAGAACUCUCAAGCUCGUCAGAAGAGCUUCUGAACACAAAUGCUUGAAAAGAGGAGUGAAGGAGGUGGUUAAAAGUAUCCGUCGCGGUAACAAAGGUUUAUGCAUUAUAGCUGGAAACAUUUCUCCUAUUGAUGUUAUUACACAUGUUCCAAUCUUAUGUGAAGAGGCUGAUAUUCCAUAUAUAUAUGUUCCCUCCAAGGAAGAUCUUGCUAUUGCUGGAUCCACCAAGAGGCCUACUUGCUGCAUUUUGGUACUAACGAAGCCCACAAAAGGAGAGCUGCCCCAGGAGGAACAGGAGAAACUGAAGGCAGAUUACGACCAAGUUGUGUCAGAUGUGAGUGAGCUUGCAUCCUCUCUCUUCUGAAAGAUUGAGCUGAUGAACCAAUUCAACCUCUUUAGUCUUUACUGAGG
Molecule: messenger RNA, 578 nt
Organism: Telopea speciosissima
Lineage: Eukaryota; Viridiplantae; Streptophyta; Magnoliopsida; Proteales; Proteaceae
Product: H/ACA ribonucleoprotein complex subunit 2-like protein
Exons: 4
Coding region: 67-531 (154 amino acids)
Biological process (GO): rRNA pseudouridine synthesis; snRNA pseudouridine synthesis
Cellular component (GO): nucleolus; box H/ACA snoRNP complex
Molecular function (GO): box H/ACA snoRNA binding
Source: RefSeq, a predicted model, not a curated record